Hemisphaericaspora subhashii is the source of this 2034-nucleotide messenger RNA. RefSeq lists its product as uncharacterized. Gene Ontology annotation, cellular component: Golgi membrane; Ric1-Rgp1 guanyl-nucleotide exchange factor complex. The transcript has a single exon. The coding region runs from base 1 to 2034 and encodes 677 amino acids. Gene Ontology annotation, biological process: retrograde transport, endosome to Golgi. The record is from RefSeq and is a predicted model, not a curated record. NCBI's taxonomy places the organism in Eukaryota, Fungi, Ascomycota, Pichiomycetes, Serinales, Debaryomycetaceae.
AUGACAAUUGCAUCAUAUUCAAGCUCAGGAAUACCGACACCCACAUCCGGCACCAAUAAUAAAUCAUACACCAAGAUCCUCAACGAUAACCUUUCGAUCUCAUUAACAUAUCGAAAUUCCGAUCCUGAUCAUCCCAACCAUCAACGUGAAUGUCAAUUAUCAUUUCAUAAUACAUCCAAGACAAGGAUUGUAAUUAAUCCUCAUGAAGAUCAUGAGAAUGGUGAACAUAAGUCAGAUACGGGGGCAGAUCAGUCUGGUGGUGGAUGGUUUGGUGGGAUUUUUCGUCGACAACAACAACAACAACAAGAAUUGAAAAAUGAUGAUGAUGAUCAGACGUUGAAGAUAUUCUUGGGAUAUGUGCAAUUAUUCGGCUAUAUUGUACUCAACUAUCGAUUCAGUAUGGAUUCAACCACAUAUGAAUUCAACAAACGUGCCAGUGCAGGGGGCGGGUCAGAAUGGUGGAAUAAUGUCGACUAUCUAACCCAAUAUCUCCAUACUGAUUUCGAACAUGACGAAAAUGUAAACUUGGACCAGGCACCAUUCCUAGCAGCACCUAGAUUAAUAAUCGGGGGAAAAUUGGCCGGAGUUGGGAAUUUAAUAAUUGAUACUAAACAGAAUAAAGACGUCUAUGUUGAUUCAGAAGAAGAUGGAUCUUUAUUACAUGAUUUAAUCUACCCUUUUAAUUCAAAACUCCCACCUCGAUCAACAUCCACCAUCACGGGUGGUGGUAAUCAUUCCCAAUUAUCAUUAAAAGAAUUAACCGAUUCUAUAGUCCCCAUUUAUACAACUCCCCAAUUGUUAUUAUUCACCGAUUUGAAGAUCGAGCCCGAAACAACCCAAACUUUCCAUUUCAAGUUCCCCGUCAAGGAUUCAUUACCACCGAGUUAUAAUACCCGCCUGACAGGGCCCGGGUGUGAUCAAGGAUGGUGUAGUAUUCGAUAUUCGUUGAUUGUUAGUAUUCAUGACCAACAACCCCAUUCUAAGAAAUUACUGAAACGAUCAGUUUAUUUCCCGAUGAAUGUUGAUCCUGGGAGGGUGGGGAUGAGUGGGAGAUAUAUCCAGAGGAAAUUUCUCCAGGAUCCGAUUAGGUUAGAUAAUGAUUGGAAGAUUGAACAAGUGGACCCUAACACCACGACUACCAAUAAAAUGCAUACCAGUGCCAGUAUGAUUGAAUAUAAGGAAGACCCAAAUAGUGAAACCCGAUCAGCAUUUCUUCAAGACUUGACGGCAUUAAUAGAUUCGUCUCUUUAUAAUAUGCCAAAAAUGUCAACAUCAGAACGAAAGAAAAGUAUAGUUGAAACCAAUGAAGAAGAACGUGAACAACAAUCAUAUCUCGAUUCAGAAGAUUUUAUACCACAAUUACCCGAGCAUUUAAAGACUCAAUAUCAAUUAAGGAUAAAUAAGAAUCAUGAAUUAUGUAUGAUAAGUCUAAACAGACCCUAUUUCCAUAUUGGCGAGGAUAUUCAUUAUAUUGUCGAUAUCAAAAGUGGUGGUGGGAAUAGGGGGAAUAAUAAUACUCGGGUGAUUGGGUUGAUUACAUAUUUGGAAGCGAAUGAGAUCUAUCAUUGUCAAGAGGGGAAGGAGUUGAGGAAUGUGUAUAGGGUGACGGGGAAUAUGAAGGUGAAUACAUUUGCAUCGGCUAUGAUUGAUUCGUGUAUGGAGCAUGAUGAGAAGGAUGGAGGGAAGAAAGGGAAUAGUUGUUGUUUGGUGAAUGAUCAUAAACAUAUUCCGAGAUCUUUGACUCCACAAUUUCAGAGUUCAUUUAUGGAUUUGAAGUAUUUUUUGGUGUUUCAAUUUAAUUUGAGUGAGUUUGGUGAUGGGGAGAAUGGGGAGAAGAAGGCGGGAAAAGAAGGAGAGGAAACGAAUGGAACAGAUGGGGGAAUUAGUGAGGGUGAUGGGGUGGAUAAAGAACAUUUACUUCAAGAUAAUGAGAAGUUGACUAUGGAUUUAUUAUUUGAAACUAAUAGAAGAUAUAAAUUUGAUGCAAUUGGUUCGGGGAAUAAAUUCAAAGUUCCAAUUUACAUUUUACCAUAG